This is a messenger RNA of Nerophis lumbriciformis (worm pipefish), 933 nucleotides long. Lineage: Eukaryota; Metazoa; Chordata; Actinopteri; Syngnathiformes; Syngnathidae. The record is from RefSeq and is a predicted model, not a curated record.
GCGAUGGAAUGUCGCGUGUUGUCAAUUCAGAGUCAUGUGGUCCGAGGAUACGUUGGAAAUAAGUCGGCGACUUUCCCUCUGCAGGUUCUGGGCUUUGAAGUAGACUCCAUAAACUCUGUGCAAUUCUCCAACCACACAGGCUACGCCCAUUGGAAGGGUCAAGUAUUGAAAGCUGAUGAGCUCAAUGUGCUGUAUGAGGGCAUCAAGCUCAAUAAGGUCAACCACUAUGACUACAUUCUCACAGGGUACAGCAGGGACACGUCCUUCUUGAUGGCCGUUGUUGACAUUAUUCAAGAGUUGAAGAAGGCCAAUCCCAGUUUGGUAUAUGUUUGUGACCCUGUAUUGGGAGACCAUGGUGCAAUGUAUGUCCCAGAAGAACUUCUGCCAGUGUAUCGGGACAAAGUAGUGCCUUUGGCCGACAUCCUUACCCCCAAUCAGUUUGAGGCAGAGCUGUUAACUGGACGGAAAAUCCGCUCAAUAGAAGAUGCUCUUGAGGCAAUGGAGCUACUUCACAAAAUGGGUCCAAAAACUGUUGUACUCACUAGUACUGACUUGCCUUCAAAUCAAGGAGAUCAGCACCUGGUGGCCCUUGGGAGCCAAAAAAUAGUAAAACCAGAUGGGAGCCUUACUGUUCAGAAGAUUUGCAUGAACAUCCCCAAAGUUGAUGCUGUGUUCGUGGGGACGGGAGACUUGUUUGCUGCUUUGUUGCUUGCCUGGACUCACCAUCACCCCAAGGACCUGAAGGCUGCCUGUGAAAAGACUGUUUCGGUCAUGCACCACGUAAUUAAGCGGACCAUUACUUAUGCUAAUGAUAAAGCCGGACCAGGGAAAAGGCCAAGCCCUGCACAGCUGGAGUUAAGAAUGGUUCAGAGCAAAGGCGACAUUGAGAAUCCUGCCAUCGUUGUGGAAGCUAAUAUUUUACACAAUUCUUAA